Messenger RNA from Hyaloscypha bicolor E, 1056 nucleotides. RefSeq lists its product as uncharacterized. The transcript is spliced from 3 exons. NCBI's taxonomy places the organism in Eukaryota, Fungi, Ascomycota, Leotiomycetes, Helotiales, Hyaloscyphaceae. The coding region runs from base 56 to 856 and encodes 266 amino acids. Gene Ontology annotation, cellular component: transcription factor TFIIH holo complex. The record is from RefSeq and is a predicted model, not a curated record.
AGACUAUAAAAAGAACCAAAAAUGAUUGUCACAUUCAAAUGACCAAAUAACGAAAAUGGAUGAACAAGCACCAGAACCGGGAGGUUUCUUGCCUCCAUCUUUGCCAUCACCAGCACCCAGCAGUGCUUCUUCCAGCUCCUCAAGGUCGAAUCUUCCUCAUCCCCGUUCUCAUCCGUUGAGAGCUGGCUCCGCUAAAGAAGAUGCUGCGAGACGGUACGUUGAGGGAAGACUGCUACACAUUUCGAGAAGAUAUACGAAGAAGUUUCAGCCUGUUGAAGAGAGUAGACUCGAGGAUGCGAAGGGAUAUGAGAGUAUGGGGCAAAUUGCCAAGGAUUUUGGGGAGAUUGUUGACGUAGUUUGGCUUUCAGGAACCCCAAGUUUACAGAUCCCAUAUUUGUUGAAUAUUGCGGGGUCGGUAAAUACAUAUCUCCCUGCAUUUCCGCCAUCUCCUAAAUCCACUUUCCGACUUUUAAGGAAGCUGGAUCAUGCCUUCUCUAGCUUGCUGAAAGGGGAAGAUAGCGAUACUGGUGAGAUUUUGCCGGGAUUUGAAAGGGGAAUGCGAGGUGGGAUGAGUAAGACAGACAUGGUCAGGUGUAAAGGGUUGGUCGAAACGACGAGAGUCUUGAUUGUUGAUGUUAUGAAUAAGGAGCCAGAGUUGGACGAAGGCAUAGUAGAGAGCGGCGUGGAAAUUGAUCUUGAGGAAGACGCUGAAAUGGACGCCGACAAUCAGAAGUUUGAGAUGGAUGUCGCCGGAGUGUAUGAGCAGACGAUUAUGCAAUUAGGAGAGCAGCUGGACGGAAAUGGUGGGUUUGGAGCUGUGAGUUGGCCUAAGAGACCUCAGGUCUUGGUUUCUUAGUUUAUUGAGUUGCUCUGCAUCAGCGUGGGCGUUAGUGGGCGUGUUUCAAAUCGCCGUUCAUUUGCUUUCAUCUAAGCCAUCCUUUGCGAAGUCAUCUGCAUAGAAAGAACUCGAGGAUUCCAAUUUUCUCCAGACAGGGGUAAUGUAGCUGCCAGCAUGCCCAGUUUAAUUCAUUGAGCUUCGUGGAAUACUGAGUGUCG